Molecule: messenger RNA, 940 nt
Organism: Prorocentrum cordatum
Lineage: Eukaryota; Dinophyceae; Prorocentrales; Prorocentraceae
Source: the annotation of a GenBank genome assembly
GCAGCCGAGGCGGCCGACGGGGCCGCCUUCCUGCGGAAGGUCUGCGAGCGCGAGAACAGCGAGGUGAGGCUGGCGGUGUACAACAUCCGCUCGCACGCCUUCCGCGAGGUGGGCGUCACGCCCAGGAAGUGGGCGGGCGAGGGCCUCCUCGGCGCUGUGCUGCGCUACGACGCGCUGGACGAGUUCGUGGACGCGUACGCCAUCAGCGUGCAGUCGGUCGCGUCGAACUCGCCAGCCGAGACCGCGGGGCUGAUCCCUCUCAAGGACUUUGACUUCCCGCUGGGCACCGCGGAGGUGAUGUUCCGGAACAUCGACGACGUCUCCGAGAUCGUGUCCGGCUGCAAGUGGAAGAACACGACGCUGUACGUGUACAACAGCGACAGCGAGAGCGUCAGGGAAGUGACCAUCAUGCCCUUCACAGGCUGGGGAGGCGACGACUGCCUCGGUGCAGACAUGCGGCCUGUCGCGCUGCACAAGAUCCCAGCGCCGAGGCAGUCCCAAGCGAUGGCCAGCGGCUUGCCGCCCGCGCCCCGGGCGCAGCUGCUGGCCAGGCUCCGCUCCAGGGCUCAGCCCUGGGCUGCCGUGCGGGUCGCCAUGCCGGAUGAGAAGGCGACCGGCCGCGUGCUGCUGCCCGACGCCGUGCUGCCGAGCCGGUACGACUUGCGCCUUGCCCCAGACCUUGAGCGCUUCGUCUUCGACGGCAAGGCGCGGAUCACCGUCGACGUGCGCGAGGCCACGAGCGAUGUCGUCAUGCACGCCUUCGAGCUGCAGGUGUCGUCGGUGAAGUUCGUGCCCGCCGAAGGCGAGGCCAUUGCAGCGGUCUCCUUGGCGCAGAACCUGAAGGAAAAGACCCUGACGGCCACGUUCGAGGAGGUUCUCCCGGUGGGUGCUGGCGUCGUCGAAGUAGAGUACACCGGUAUCCUCAACGACCAGAUGGCCG